ACGACCGGACCUGCAAGGCUGCAACAUGCGCCCGCCACUGUUUGCUGCGUUUCAGCCCCUCAGCUCACCUGGCAAGUCACUCGGCUCAAUUUUAAUGCGCUCACUCCUCUCUUUCUGUCUGUUUUGCACUCCACAUCAGGCUGGCAGCCGAGCGGGUCAACGGGGACAAUAUGGUGAGUGGAUCAUAACUGCGCCCGUCCCCGCGCACGGAGCAAUGGACUGCAGUUUUACUUGAAGAGACACAUGGAGAACCCAGCCAAGUAUCUCUCAUCGGUGCAGGGGAUUGACUCUGUACCGGCACCCCUCGGAGAGAUUAUGUGGAACAGCACCGAAACGGAGGCAACUAACGACGGGAAGAAGGAUAUGGUCGUGCGUACGGUGACGGGCUGUCUGCUGUCCCUGCUCAUCCUGUGGACCUUGCUGGGGAACAUCCUGGUUUGCGCCGCGGUGCUGCGCUUUCGGCACCUGCGGACCAAAGUCACCAACAUUUUCAUCGUCUCCCUGGCUCUAUCGGAUUUAUUCGUGGCCAUCCUGGUGAUGCCCUGGAAAGCUGUGGCAGAGGUGGCGGGGUAUUGGCCGUUUGGAACUUUCUGUAACGUCUGGGUCGCCUUUGACAUUAUGUGCUCCACCGCCUCCAUCCUCAACCUCUGUAUUAUCAGCGUGGAUAGAUACUGGGCCAUCUCAAGCCCCUUCCGCUACGAGAGGAAAAUGACCCAGCGAGUUGCCUUUGUAAUGAUUAGCAUCACUUGGACGUUGUCUGUGCUCAUUUCAUUCAUACCGGUCCAGCUAAACUGGCACAAAGCCAGCGAUGACGAAAUGGCUGGGACGCACAACUCUUCCACGAGUCGGCAGAUGGAGGAAAACUGCGACUCCAGCCUGAGCAGAGAGUAUGCUAUAUCUUCUUCUCUGAUAAGUUUCUACAUUCCCGUGGCAAUUAUGAUUGUGACUUACACCAGAAUAUAUCGGAUUGCACAAAUACAAAUUAGAAGGAUUGCCUCCCUGGAGAGAGCGGCAGAACACGCGCAAAGUUGCAGGACCAACAGAAUAGAGUGCCAACACCACAACACGUUGAAAACGUCGAUCAAACGGGAAACCAAAGUAUUCAAAACUCUUUCGGUGAUUAUGGGUGUCUUUGUUUGUUGCUGGUUACCUUUCUUCGUCCUAAACUGUAUGGUCCCGUUCUGCGACAGACCGUCCACAGACCGGGACGCAGGUCUGCCAUGCGUCAGCGAGACGACUUUCGACGUCUUCGUGUGGUUCGGCUGGACCAACUCCUCCAUGAACCCCAUAAUUUACGCCUUCAACGCCGAGUUCAGGAAGGCCUUCGCCAGCCUCUUGGGCUGUCGUAAUUUCUGCUCCAACACACCCGUGGAAACUGUUAACAUCAGCAACGAGCUGGUUUCAUAUAACCAAGACACCCUCAUCCACAAGGAAAUCGCGAACGCCUAUGUCAACAUGAUCCCCAACGUGGUUGAAUGUAUUGAGCAGGAAGAGACUUUUGACAGGAUUUCACAGUUUUCUCACAACAAUGAAAACGCCACCGACUCGGUUUGUGACUUGGAGGACUGCGAGGCAGAUAUCAGUCUCGAUAGGAUGUCACCGUUCACACCCAAUGGAUUACACUGACUCCACCUUUGUGUCUCCCCGUGCGUAAUUGGAUGUAUUGCUAAUAAUGUCAUAGUUCAUUUCAGUUCCUUUGUACCAGAAGUUCCCUACCACAGGGAGCCACAGGUCAGGGUGUACUGAGCUCCUGAACAGCGCCCCUUGCAGCUGGGGAGGGAUCAAGUGACUUGCUCAUGGACACUUCAGCAGGGCGCAUGUCUCUGUAGCCACCGGGCCACCCUGCCGCCGCUUUGCGUCAUAUAUGAGAUGUGAUGUUGUUGUCCUGUUCUGAAAAAAAGUGAUGUGUAGGUGUUUAUUUACAUGACAAGUGAAGUCUGUGUUAAUUUGUUCAAAGGUUCAGUGUAGUUCAAGCUGUUGUUUACUGGAAGGCUUCACUAGGAGCGUCCUUGUCUCA
Messenger RNA from Micropterus salmoides (largemouth bass), 2017 nucleotides. RefSeq names its product dopamine receptor D5a (gene drd5a). Bases 244 to 1626 code for a protein of 460 amino acids. The record is from RefSeq and is a predicted model, not a curated record. Gene Ontology annotation, biological process: adenylate cyclase-activating adrenergic receptor signaling pathway. Gene Ontology annotation, cellular component: plasma membrane. NCBI's taxonomy places the organism in Eukaryota, Metazoa, Chordata, Actinopteri, Centrarchiformes, Centrarchidae. Gene Ontology annotation, molecular function: dopamine neurotransmitter receptor activity; G protein-coupled receptor activity. The transcript has a single exon.